CACAAAUGCAUUUGAAGGGACGCCUUCUUCUUUGUCCCCUGAAGAAAGGGCACGUUCAUUAGUGGCAAAGUGAGCUAAGGUGGACAUAGACACAGGAUUUUGCAGCACUUUUGGAGAUUUGUUUUCCAUUGGCAAGGUGCCCCCCUGACGUCACCGGAAGUCGCAGAAAACUCGGGAGAAAGUUUUGCAAUAGCGAUGCACAUGCAAAUCCAACGCGUCCUCUCCAGGUGCACUUCUGGUAGGCAACUGUGGAAUGUUCGUGCACGACGACAACAUGGCGAGAAAGGGACGGCGGCUGCAGCAGCGGCAGCGUGGCGCGGCUGCGUGGACGAUGCACGCCAGGCGGACUACCACCGAGCCUUCGCCUCUGCCCGGGACCAACCCGCUCAAUACUGGGCCGAAGUUGGCCAGGACAUUCGCUGGUUCGAACCGUGGAGCAAAACGUUGCAUUUGGAGGACACCGUGUUCCCAAAGUGGUUUAUGGGCGGCAAGCUGAACAUGUGCUACAACGCCGUGGACCGCCAUGUCGAAGAAGGUCGCGGCGCUCAGGCGGCCAUCAUUUAUGACAGUCCUGUGACGGGAACUAAACAGAUCAUCACCUACAGAGAACUUCAGAAGCAGGUGUCGCGGCUAGCCGGCGUCCUGAUAAAAAACGGCGUGAGUAAAGGCGACCUUGUGGUCAUCUACAUGCCCAUGGUGCCGCAGGCCAUGUUUGCCAUGUUGGCAUGCGCCCGCAUCGGCGCCCCGCACAGCCUCAUCUUUGGCGGCUUCGCGUCCAAAGAGCUUUCCGUGCGCAUCAAUCACGCCAAGCCUAAAAUGAUCAUCACUGCCUCGUUUGGCAUCGAGCCGGGCCGCCGCGUGGCCUACGUCCCUCUGGUGGAGAAAGCGUUGGAGCUGAGCGCUUACAGGCCCUCCAAAGUGCUCAUCUACUGCAGAGACAAUAUGGAGAGAGUAUCCAUGAGUGGGGACUUAGCUCUGGACUGGGACGUGGAAAUGGCCGCCGCUCGGCCCCACGACUGUGUUCCCGUCGCCUCUAACCACCCUCUCUACAUCCUCUACACAUCCGGCACCACCGGGACCCCAAAGGGGCUGGUGAGAGACACAGGAGGGUGCGCUGUGAUGCUCAAGUGGACCAUGUCCAAUAUUUAUGGACUGAGGCCUGGAGAGGUUUGGUGGGCGGCGUCAGACCUGGGCUGGGUGGUGGGCCACUCAUACAUCUGCUAUGCUCCUCUGCUCCAUGGAAACACCACCAUCCUCUAUGAGGGUAAACCCGUAGGGACUCCGGGCCCCGGCGCCUUCUUCCGCGUCCUGUCCGAACACGGCGCGGCCGGCAUGUUCACAGCGCCCACCGCCAUUCGAGCCAUUCGCCAGCAGGACCCCCACGCCGAGAGCGCGGCUGCAUACUCCCUGCCCAAGCUGAGGUCCAUAUUCCUGGCAGGAGAGCGCUGUGACGUGGAGACGCUGGAGUGGGCAAAGAGGACUUUCAGGGCUCCAGUCCUGGAUCACUGGUGGCAGACGGAGACGGGCUCUCCCAUCACGUCCACGUGCCUCGGCCUGGGCAACUCGCUGACGCCCCCUGCAGGGCAGGCAGGCAAACCUGUGCCCGGAUACAAGGUGUCCGUCAUUGACGACGACAUGAAACAAGUGAAGCCGGGCACUCUGGGAAAUAUUGUUGUGGGAUUACCUUUGCCUCCCGGUGCUGCUUCCUCCUUGUGGCAGAACUCUGAGCUCUUCAAGGAGAUCUACUUCUCCAAAUUCCCGGGCUUCUAUGACACCAUGGACGCCGGUUACAUGGACGACGAGGGCUUCCUCUACAUUAUGUCCAGGUCUGAUGAUGUCAUCAACGUGGCCGGCCACAGGCUGUCCGCCGGAGCCUUGGAGGAGUCGGUGUUGCAGCACCCGGCCGUGGCCGACUGCGCCGUGGUGGGCCUGGAAGACGCGCUCAAGGGACACGUCCCUCUGGCCUUGUGCGUGCUGAAAAAUGGUGUGAGACAAGGCCGGGAAGAGAUCGCAAAGGAGAUGGUCCAGCUGGUGAGGGACACUGUGGGACCUGUGGCCGCCUUCAAGAACGUGCUUUUUGUCCACGGACUUCCCAAGACACGUUCUGGAAAGAUCCCGCGCUCGUCGCUGGCCAACCUGGUCAAUGGCAAGCCGUAUAAGAUCACGCCCACCAUCGAGGAUCCUGAUGUGUUCAAGGACGUCGAGACCAUGGUGGAGAAAGUUCUGAGGCCCCACGGUGCCUGAACGCACCACCACCAUAACGCUAAUCACUUGCUAACGUUAGCAUAUUGACUCCGUGCUGGUGUAUUUGAGUGUCUGCAAUACUUGCACAACAUGUUCCAAACGGACGUAAAGAUGUUUACAUGACUUUUUCAUUCAAACAUUUUGCUGAAAUAAUAAAGUCAUUUUAC
Entelurus aequoreus (snake pipefish) is the source of this 2411-nucleotide messenger RNA. RefSeq names its product acyl-CoA synthetase short chain family member 3 (gene acss3). The coding region runs from base 196 to 2244 and encodes 682 amino acids. The transcript has 17 exons. NCBI's taxonomy places the organism in Eukaryota, Metazoa, Chordata, Actinopteri, Syngnathiformes, Syngnathidae. The record is from RefSeq and is a predicted model, not a curated record.